Halteromyces radiatus is the source of this 536-nucleotide messenger RNA. Its product is annotated as 60s acidic ribosomal protein-domain-containing protein. The record is from RefSeq and is a predicted model, not a curated record. Gene Ontology annotation, molecular function: structural constituent of ribosome. The transcript is spliced from 3 exons. Gene Ontology annotation, biological process: cytoplasmic translational elongation. The coding region runs from base 126 to 452 and encodes 108 amino acids. Gene Ontology annotation, cellular component: ribosome; cytosolic large ribosomal subunit. Lineage: Eukaryota; Fungi; Mucoromycota; Mucoromycetes; Mucorales; Cunninghamellaceae.
UGCAAGCGGAAAUGUAAAACAGUCUGAGCCUGGAUUUUUUUUUUUCGAAUGGUUGUGUAUUGGGACCAUAGGGAUCAGUGAAUUUUUCCUUCUUUCCCUUCACUCAUAUCACUUACUCUGGAACAAUGAAGUAUCUUGCUGCUUAUCUUCUCCUCACUACUGGUGGUAAGGCCUCUCCUUCCGCUGAAGAUGUCAAGAACAUCUUGAACACUGUCGGUGCCGAAAUCGAUGAAGAACGUGUUUCUGCUUUGAUCGCUGCUCUUGCCGAAAAGGACAUUGCUCAACUCAUUGAAGAAGGCAAGGAAAAGAUGUCCUCUGUCCCUACUGGUGGUGUUGCCGCCGCUGCUGGUGGUGCUGCUGCUGGUGGUGCUGCUGAAGAAGCCAAGGAAGAAGCCAAGGAAGAAGAAAAGGAAGAAUCUGACGAAGAUAUGGGCUUCGGUCUUUUCGAUUAAACUGAAUCAUUUGUUUAGUAUAUAUAUAUCUUUUCGUCCUUUUUUUAUCAAUAAAGAUUAUUCAUAUUCAUUGAUUUCGUUUCA